Lasiosphaeria miniovina is the source of this 2121-nucleotide messenger RNA. RefSeq lists its product as uncharacterized. Bases 1 to 2121 code for a protein of 706 amino acids. The record is from RefSeq and is a predicted model, not a curated record. Lineage: Eukaryota; Fungi; Ascomycota; Sordariomycetes; Sordariales; Lasiosphaeriaceae. The transcript is spliced from 3 exons.
AUGGAUAUGACCGUUACCAACCACGUUAGGCCGGUGGAAGGACCGCCUUCAAUAGAGCCUACGCACGUCGAAGAGCAAGUUCCCAAGGUCGAGAGCGACAUGGCUAUCUCAGAAUCACCAGCAAUUAGAACACCUGACCACGAUUCGGUCAAAGGUACUCCGGUCGACAGCUACCCAGCUGAAGACGACGAUAUCAACAACGAGGAGCUCACGCCGCCACCUGAUUCACCAAUCGAUGAAACCAUGAGCCAAUCGUCAAGUCCCAUUGUCAAUGCUCUCGAGGACGAGAUCGUUGUCGGCACAAAGUCAAACAAUAGCAACUCUCACAACAACCUUAAGUCAUCGCCCCUCCGCGUUACGUCUGACCAGGAAGACAUCGAUAUGGACGACGGCGAAACUCACUUGACUGUCGCGCAGUACCCGAAGCGCAAGCGCACCUCUCUUUACCAAGAUCUCGCCGAAGAUGACGAGCCCGAGGCCUCUGAGGCGCGCAUCGACCAGGAUAUACGUCCUCGCCCUCCUCGCCCGAUUAAGACGCACGGCACGGGUGGAGUUAAGGGAGUCAUACUGGGCCACUGGAGAGAUUCAGAACCCCUCGAGCCCAUCAACAAGCAUGCCGUAAUUGGAUUCAUUGACGUUCGUGAUCGCCUGCGCACUCGUAUCCAGCCCCACACUCGAGACGGCCGGAGCCUCGCCGAGGACUUCCCUCUGCCGCCUGGCCCCGGCGGCAGCUGGGUCACUUUUGAAAAGGUCGCUUUCGACUUGCACCUGGUCAACCUGAACCAUCACAUGAUCAAGGAAUACGUCAAGAUCCGUGCAGACACAAGUCGCAAGGAUGAGACUUUGGAGGAGAAAGAGCGCCUCAACGCCGAGGCUCUUGCCGAGGCGCGUCGCCGUCUUGAGCUGAACCCGCCCCCAGAGUCUGGAGUCCAGCCCGCCAUCGCCUACGGCAUAGAUAUCCCUGCCCAGGCCUAUUUCCCGAACCGGCCAGAGACCAAGAAGCGCCGCAUGAUGGGCUCGUUUGGCGGCCAGGCGACGGACUCGCCUUCUGCAGCGCCUAGCCCCGUUGCUUCUCGAACCGCGAGAAUCCUUCUAGGGUACUGGAAGAAGUCAGACCAGGAGGAGGAGGCGGACAAGCAUGCGGUGUACGGAAUUCUGGGUCAAAAUGACAUGUUCCGAGUUAAGCUCGUUAGAGAGACGCGUGACGGACGGCCCAUGAUUGGCAACUUCCCGCAAGGCGCAGGCGCACUCUGGAUCAACUGGGACGAUGUCCGGUUUGAAGAGCACCUUCAAGGCCUUCCCCGGCCCGAGAUCAAGGAGUACUGCCGGAUUCGCCAGCGCCAGAUUGACGAAGGCGAGAGCGUUGAUACCCGAAAGCUAAACGAGGCCCUUGCUGUCACCGAGGCCCUCAAUGUCGUGCGAAAUGCCUCGACAAAUACCUACGUCUCCAAGAAGGAAGAGCGCGGCAGCAUCCCACCUGCUCUCGCCAUGAAGGGUUCCCCUUUGGUCAACGGCGACAACGGGUACGACGAUGGCCCCGACGUCGUUGGCCGCUCCAUGUCCUCUCUGGGCCGCAAUGGAGACGCAAACGGCUCCCUUUCUGAUUACCGCCAGUCACGACGCUCGGAUACGGGCAUGCGCGGGCGUCACUCUCUGCCGGACGUCGAGCUGCGCCCAGCGAACCGCAACCCGCCUGCCGCCUCGUCUAGCUCGGCUGCCGCCCUGGAGCGCACUCACACGAUUGCCCGCCGCGAGGUUACGCGUCUGGAGGCGGUGCAGAUGCGCGCCGACCAGCACGCGGCUAGCCGCGAGGUAAGCGGGCCCUCUUCCUCAUACUCCUCCCACCAACACCAAAACCACAACCAAUACCACCACGCGUCGUCGUCGAACCGGUCCCAAUUCGACGAGUCGGUGCAGCGGUUGAACAAGGUCUGGGCCGCACAGGAAGCUAACCGGCUCAAGGGGGGCGGAGACGACGCCAAGAUGUACAUGGGCGUCAAGUACGAGCGCAAGCAGAACGGCCCCUUUGAGGGCAAGCUCGUCAGCCAGGGCUCUAUCAUCAGCAUCGACGGGGAGGACUACGUCGAGUACCGCGUCCUCACUAAGCCGACCUUUUUCUAA